UUAUAAUAUGUAAAAAUAUUUAAUACAUAAAAUAAUUUAUAUAUAUAAUGUUGAUUCCGCGCAAGGCGCGGGUCUUAACCUAGUAUGAUAAUGAUAGCUUAUGUGAAAGGAACGUAUGGAACGUCACUGCAUCAUACCAAAGAGAGUAGAUUACUUUGCUGAAGAAUAUGAUCCAAGAAAAUUAAAUCAUGUAUCAACUGUUAUUUGAACUUAUUACAUUAUCCCAUAAGCAAGCAAGAAUACAUUGUUUUUUCUCUGUUUUGUGCUUCAUCUAAAAAAAACAUAACAAAGAGUGAAUAUUAUUAUAUAUCACCCUGGGAGAUAACAAGGUAAACAACAAAAAGAAUACAAACUUUAGAAGAAACAAAACCAAAUACAUAUGUUAUGGAUCGAGAAGUAGUGCACUAUUGGUUCUCCAAAGAGACAAUGUUUCUUUUAAGCAACAAUGACUUUGUCCUUAGCGGCAUUAUCACCUCCUUCGAGCUGGCGUGUGGCUUAUAUGAUUCCCUUUCUCUGUUAUCAGCUGAAUACGAUGAUGCUUGCAAUAAAAAGCUUCCCCUCGUGAGCUAUGUCAUUUUCGAAGGACUUACCGUGAAGCCUCUAUGUGUACACUUGAAACAGCUCUUGUGGUACAAUGUCCCAUUCAUCGACACCUUCACAAAGUCCACAUAACAAACGUUCAAAAGAUAUAUUGAACAACGUUUCAAUAUCAAAACUGUUAUGGAAACAACCUCUGGUGAAGUGUAAGGCUAUCCUGCAGUGACUAAAUGCUUUUAAAUGAAAAUAGAUGUUCUGCGUAUUACACAAGUUUUCAUCUUCUUCAACCUUGCUCAAAGAUUCAAAAGCCCUAAAAAUUAAUUUAGGUGCCCUUUUUAAAAGAUCUUUUCGACAAAAACGCUCAACUAGUUUAAUCUAACGCGUGAUUAUUAUGAGACUAAAGACUAUUGAUAUAUACAAAUAUUUUAUGAACGCGCUAUGAUCUCCUUUCACAAUCAUAUAUAUGAUCAAAUAAGAUUAAGCCUUCUUUGCACCAAACCUAAUUUACCAAAUCGAAACCAAACAUAAGUUUUUUUAAAAGAUACGGAUGUCUAUGUUAUCUUUAAAGCCCUAGCUAAGAGAACUAUAAUUGCAUGCCUUUUUUAGAAGAGCUAAUUGCAUUGUUACCGUCCCAUAAUCACAUGAUUUGCUCUCUUCUUUUUGUCAACACGUGAUUUGUUGCUUUUUGUUUUGAUGAUAUUUUUUUGUUUAUUGAUCCACUUUUAUCUAAAUAGUGUAUUUCAAUCUAUCUUUUCUAAACAUUUCCCAUGUUUGAAUAAAAGUAGGGCCAUCAUGGAAAAAAAGUCUUUGCUUCUCCUGCAAGAAAGUCAACCACUAAGGUCAGCCAGAAUACAUCUGAGAUGACGUCUUUUAUUAAGGUGGAAAGUAUUCUAUUCGUGCCCAGGACAAAAAAGAAAGUGCCUAAAGUACGUGAUCCGAACAAUCUUAUAACAUUUAAUGAGAUCUGGUCAAAUCACCAAACUAUUUGUUUAUACGAGAGAAUCACAUCGAGUUUUAAAGACAAGUCUCAUCAUCAUUACAAGAAAGCCAUCUCUCUUGUCCCAAUACUAAACCCUAACAACAACAUCACAGUUAGAAAAACUUCAAUCUCUCAGAAAUGGUGAGUUUAUUUUCUUCAAUGAAGAGAUCGAGGAAAGAAAGUAAGAACCCUUAUUCAGAUCUCGGACUUGAAAAGUUCUCAGCACUUCUCUCCGAGCUUGAUGAGAAGAGACAGAGCAUUUACGCAACGAGGGUUGACUCAGAUGGGCCGCCACUUGUUCGGUUUGUGUUCAAAAGCUCGGGAGAGUGCGUCCCUAUCAUGAUCAAGACAAAGAAGGUAACCAAGAAGAAGGAUUCUCAAGAUGAUUUCAAGAUCAAUACCCAAACAAAAGUAGAGGAAUGGAAAGAAAGAAAGAAGACCGAGUUGGUGACAGAGCAGAAACAGAGCUGUGUAUUGAAUGAGAAUAUGAAGAAGAUUUCUAGACCGAAGCAUUUCUUACCCGUAACAACGAUCUUGGUUUUGAUCUUCUUGGUGUUCUUUGGACGAACCGUGUCGACCAUGUGCACUUGUAUUGUUUGGUACUUGGUUCCAUUGAUCAAGGAACAUUGCAAAAGGAGAGGAUCAUUACCACGUAAUACAGGAAAUAAAAACAAGAAGAAGUUUCCGCUUGUGGCUGCUCCUGGUAUAACCCGGUGACCAAAACUUAUUUUUUAACUUUUUUUUGUUGUGAAUAUUUUUCCAUAGUUUAUUUUCUUAAAAUGUUAAUAGUUUUGUUCAUAAUUGUUCAUAAUUUUUUUUUUGUGAAUCUUUUGUUCAUAGUUGAUUUUGUUUAAAUGCUAAUUGUUGUUAAUAGUUUUGAAAUAACAAAAAUCUGUAAAUUAUGAUUUUCAUCAUUUUUUUCUAGUGUUAAUAAUAUGUAAUUAUUCAAAGUUGCAAACGGAACAUGGUCCGUCAUUCCUUAAAUUCAAUUCUACAAAGUUUGUUGAAUUUUUUAAUCUGGUUGAAUCUUAGCGCUUGUGGAGGUUUGGUUGCUUGUAUUUAUGGACAACAUGUAUUAUUUCACUUGUUUAUUAUAGGGAAAUUUACUGGACAAUGCAUGAAAUCUCUUAUAUAUUAAAAGAGGAGCAUUGCAAUUAAUGUGUUCACACCAAUAUUGACACGUGUCGUUUAGAGAGACACUCUCACAUAUUUAUUUCCUUAUUUUUCCAUCUUUUGGAGCA
Molecule: messenger RNA, 2757 nt
Organism: Brassica napus (rape)
Lineage: Eukaryota; Viridiplantae; Streptophyta; Magnoliopsida; Brassicales; Brassicaceae
Exons: 1
Coding region: 1655-2233 (192 amino acids)
Source: RefSeq, a predicted model, not a curated record